AAGAGUCCUUGGGGCCAGGGGUUGGGGACGGCUCCCUCGGGCUCACUGGAUUGUUCUGCUACUCUUUGCUCUCUUUCUGAGUGACUCCCUUUACCCUAAGAGUGGAGUGGGCUCCUUUCUGGCCCUAGGAGAUCUGAAAGCUACACCAGCCCCUGCGCGCUCCACGCAGGCCCCAGCGAUAAUUAACCAGUAGUCGCUCCUGGCCGCUCAGGCCCCUGUAGCAUCUCCCACGCCCAGGACCCUGUCGCGGGGGAAAGGCUCCUGGCAGGUCACAGACGAAGAGCAGAGUGAUCUAGGGGAACCUUCCAGGAGCCAUCCCAGAUCCUAGGAGGGUCUGCUGAGAUGCCCAUCAUGGUAGAUGACAUCAUGAAGCUCCUGUGCUCCAUUUCCCAGGAGAGGAAGAUGAAGGCGGCCGUCAAGCACUCUGGAAGGGGUGCCGUGGUUGUGGGGGCGAUGGCCUUCGUCGGUGGCUUGGUUGGUGGCCCACCAGGAUUAGCUGUUGGGGGAACUGUUGGGGGCCUGUUAGGAGCCUGGAUGACGAGUGGACAGUUUAAGCCUGUUCCUCAGAUCCUAAUGGAGCUGCCUCCUGCUGAACAGCAGAAACUUGUUAAUGAAGCCGCCGCCAUCAUCAGGAACUUGGACUGGACAGACGCUGUGCAGCUGACCGCCCUGGUCAUGAGUAACCAGGCCAUGCAGCAGAAGCUCUUGGCCAUGCUAACAACCUAUGUCACCAAGGAGCUGCAGGCUGAGAUCCGCUACGACGACUAGGUCGCUCCCCCUGGGGAGUGGGGCUUUCAUUUUAGAUGAUUCUGUGGCUCUCUGAAGGUGUCCAGGGAAUGGGGGACGCCUGACAGGUACUUCUGGGAAACUUGUAUAAUACCAGCAUUGAUUGUAAGCUGCUGUGCUAGUACUUCCUGUUGGAUGGUUGUGCUGGAGAAGCCUUGGCCAUGCGUCUUGGGCUGUGUGUGCUAUGGAGUGACCUGAGGUGUAAGAUGCCUGCUGUAGGCAUUCACAAACAGUUCGGAGUCCUCCUAAUCAUGUGGGUCUAAAAGAAGUUGUCAUGUUGUUGGCUGGCCGACUGUAGCAGAUGCUUGUCUUUCUGGGAAGAGCGUACCCCCAGGCACCUGUCACGGCAUUGGAUGCCCUUAGGCUCUGGGGUCUUGGGGUUCAGAGCCAGCUCUUGUCUGCACUGGGUUUACCAGCUGAGUGUUUCCCUUCCUUGGCCAGGGACUUCCCAGUGGCCUCAUGAUGACAACGGUCCCUCCUUUGAAUGAAGCCACAGAUGUCAGGCAGUCUCUCUGUUCAGCUCUGUUUCCUGGGCUAGCCUUGACGUUCUGGGCUCACAUGAUCCUGCUCCAUAGCCCAACUGGUAUCACCAUACCUAACUUGACCUCAGAGACUGUUCUCCACUCCACUUUUCCUAAGACCUCCCUGCUCUCCUCUAUGCUGGCUGCAAUCUGCAGUUCAUCUGUGUGAAAAGACAAAAUUACCAGUGAAUCUGAGUUCAAAGAUCCUAACUAAGCUGGGCGCUGUGACGCAUCCCCAUUCCCACAGUCCCAGGUAACAGCCGAGAGGGAACAUCCUUGGGCCCAGGAAUUCAAGGCCAGCCGGACAUCUCGGAAGCUGGGAGAUAGGGAAGACACGCGCACUCUCUUAGUUGGCUUUUAUCUGCAGUCACAGAAUCAAGAGGCAGUGAGUGAUCUGAUGAGAUGGAAAGAGAGGGUAGGUGGGGUUAGGGUGGAGGGGAUGGGAGGGAUAGUGGAGGUGGGGGGCGGGGGUACGACCAAGGGAAAGCAGAAACAACAAGAGCACUAGGUUAACCUCCCAUGACACUGGUUGUUUGUGGAUCGGGCUAGCCUGUCCUCCAUUUCCCUAAGUGACAGUUGUUCAAAUCUGACAAGUAGCUUGUUUUUGUUUGUUUUCCUUGUGGUGUUGUGGAUGGAGCCCAGGGCCUUGUGAGAGCUAAGUGCCACCCUGAGUCCUGCUCCCAGUCUUCCUAUCUUGGUAGAUCCUAGGCAAGUCUCUGAGUGAUCUGGGAAUCUGCUGAUUACCGGCGAGCCUGGGCCCCAGCCCUUGACUGACUCAACUUUGGUCUGGUCGGUUGGUCCUAGUGCUGGAGCUCCACCAGUAACGUCACAGCAUCCAUUUGAUUACGUAUUUGAUUCUUCCUUUUUCUCCCUCGUUGGAGAGGCUCACUCCUGGAAGGCAGGAGCUUGUGUCUUGGUCACCCUUUCCAUCUCCAGCUUGCUCCUGCCGGGCACCGUGGCUUUGAUGCAGUAGACACUCAAUAAAUAUAUAUUCUUAAA
This is a messenger RNA of Apodemus sylvaticus (European woodmouse), 2306 nucleotides long. Its product is annotated as protein C19orf12 homolog. The transcript is spliced from 3 exons. The record is from RefSeq and is a predicted model, not a curated record. Bases 343 to 768 code for a protein of 141 amino acids. Lineage: Eukaryota; Metazoa; Chordata; Mammalia; Rodentia; Muridae.